Molecule: messenger RNA, 2250 nt
Organism: Schizosaccharomyces octosporus yFS286
Lineage: Eukaryota; Fungi; Ascomycota; Schizosaccharomycetes; Schizosaccharomycetales; Schizosaccharomycetaceae
Product: lipoate-protein ligase
Exons: 1
Coding region: 337-1005 (222 amino acids)
Biological process (GO): protein lipoylation
Cellular component (GO): mitochondrion
Molecular function (GO): lipoyl(octanoyl) transferase activity
Source: RefSeq, a predicted model, not a curated record
UAAUAAUAUUUUCAAUUCUUCUUAAUGAGUGUUCCUCAAAGGUACUAGCUGUUUUAAUCUCUGUUUCAAUCAUCUUUAUGUUCUGCUCAACAAUAUGCAAACCAUAAUACAAAUUCCAUUACAAAAUUAACAUCAAUGAUAAUCGCAAUAUAUUCUUGGUCGAUUUGUUCAGUAGAUCUUGAAUCUAACUGCUUCUCGAAAUUUGAAAUUUCUAUGCGUCUUGUUCCCGAAGACACCGUGGUGUCUCCUGUACUGCAGUCAUUAAAUGAAAAAGCCUGAGGGUACUAUUUCAGGGUUACUAAAAUAGAAAGUCUACUGUUAUAAUUAUAAUUCCCUAUGCGUAUUGAUAAAUCUGGGUUUCAGCAUAUUUCGUUUCUCACUUCAAGAUUUCCAAAGGUUGAUUAUCUUCGUCUUGGUGAAUGUCAACAUCGAUUUGUUCAAAAAUGGUUAGAUUUUAAAGCGGAAAAGCUUCAAUUUCCUCCACGACCUACCAUCCUUACAGCUCAAGUUUGUCCAGUCUAUACUAUGGGUAGAAGAGAUACAAAAACCGGUACAGACGACACCAUUGAUGGAGUCAAAGUCAUCAAAGCACUAAGAGGAGGUCAAACUACAUAUCAUGGUCCUGGCCAGUUACUUGUAUAUCCAAUUUUAGAUCUGAACGCAUUACACUUGAAUCCACGAAAAUAUGUUUCUAAACUCGAAGAAGCGAUUAUUCAGACCUGUAGACACUUUGGAAUGAAGACGGCACACACGAAUGAACACACUGGAGUUUGGUUAACAGAUGACGAAAAGAUUGCAGCUAUUGGGAUUCAUUUACGAAGGAAUAUUACAAGCCAUGGAUUAGCUCUUAAUGUGUCUACUGAUUUGGAAAAGUUUAAAAAGAUUGUUGCUUGCGGGUUAAAAGACAAAACAACUACAAGCUUUCAAGCACAAGGAGUUCAUGUUGGACUGAAGGAAGUAGAGCAAGUACUUGUUCAGCAUGUGAUAAACGCUUUAUUGACAUGAAGAAAAAAAAAACAUACAUAAUCAAAUUUUAUUUUUUUGUAGACGACUUUAUGCUGUCGUGCCUUUCCGGCUCUCAUGAUAUCCAAAUUUCUCUCCCUUUGCUCAGUUUAGAUGAAUUGCUGAAAAGGGAAGAGAUUACCGAAGUGAAAAUGUUGGACAACCGGGUAUUUACUGAGGACCUCUACAUCGUACAUUUUUAACAAUCCCUAAUUUAAUUGGUUAAAAGUCUGCUUUGAAUAGACAAGAGAAGUCACUCACCUGAUUUACUUUAGACCAAGAAGGAACAGCCGUGAUAUCGUAAAGGAUGGGGGAAUGCUCAUAGAAAGGGCCUUUUUUCAUAAUGUUGAUAAAAUCGAUUGCACUAAAAUACAAAUUCGACUUUGAUAGUUCCUUUGUAAGUUUUUUAUCCAGAAUUGCAUUCGGUCGUAAAUUUAAUGUAUUACCGCCUGGAGCAGCCAGUUGUGAAGAUCCAAAAAUAUAUGGAAUAAAAAAGUGGUCGUCGAGACCCCAAACGCCGUGGGAUCCUGCUGGUUCAAGACGAUAUUUCAUAAUUAUGUUACGACAAACUUCCAAAUAUUUGUGCGUUACAUACAAGCCUACGGCUGCACAAUCUUCGUAUGUCAAAAGGUUAAGUAAAUCAAGUCCUUUCAAAAACCCCAAAAAAUUCAACUCAUGUCCGGUUCCAAAAUCAAUUCUUUGUGCAUUUCCGAAAGAACCAAGAAAAUAAUCCAACAACUCUAUUUGGGCGGAACCUAAGGAAGCAGGAACAAUUGUAUCCAAGAUAGUUGGUGCCCUAUUUACUAAUUUAGCAUGCCAUCUCCGGAAUGCUGGAUUUCCAAAACGAUGUCUUCCGGGUUCUAGAGGGAUAGAGUCAGUAAUUUCCUGAACUUGCUCUAAAACAUCAAGAACGUUCGCAACUCUGCUAGAAUAUUGGACGUGAUAAUCCUGUAUGCCUGUAGAAGCAGCGUUUAAUGCUUGAAUGUAGCUCACAAGCCGAACAUACGCCUUGGACAAUCGAAAUGGCUGCAUAUCCUUUGCCUCUUCAAUUAGUUUCUCAGGUCGCUUAAAAUCGCUAUGUUCAUUAAAGGUCUCAUUAUCUAUGUCUCGUAAUUUUUCUACUGGAAGCUCUUUCAUCUUUUUAGGUACUUUUAUCUAAAUAUGUAUGUAGUAAUGCAAAUAGUUCCUUUAAAAGUGGUAUAUCCGUGAUCCAAUAUAUAAGACCAAUAAAUAAAUUAAUAUAUGCGC